AUGCAUCUGCUCACGGCAGCGAGGUCGCUCCUCGCCGCGGCCCUGGCCUUCCAGGUCGCCUCGGCACACAACAUCGUCCUGCCCGCCCACGGCCUCGAGUGCUUCCACGAGAACCUGCACCGCGACGACAAGAUGACCGUCACCUUCCAGGUCGGCGAUCGCGAGUUCGGCAGCGCGGGGAACCUUGACAUUGACUUCUGGAUUGUCAACCCCUCAGGCGGCUACGAGGUCAACGAGAAGACCGUCUCCAACGGCGACCACUCCUUCACCGCCAAGACUGACGGAAAGUACACGUACUGCUUCGGCAACCAGCACUGGGGCGCCAACAGCAAGGAGGUGUCGUUCAAUGUCCACGGCAUCGUUUACGUCAGCGAGUCUGAGAUGCCCUCCGAUCCCAUCGAGUCUGAAGUCCGCCGUCUGUCCGAUCUCCUCGCCCAAGUCAAGGACGAGCAGUCUUAUAUCGUCGUCCGCGAGCGCACCCACCGCAACACCGCCGAGAGCACCAACGCCCGCGUCAAGUGGUGGAACCUGUUCGUCAUUGGCGUCGUCAUUGGAGAGUCCCUGUUCCAGGUCUGGUGGCUGCGGCGCUUCUUCGAGGUCAAGCGGGUCGUCUAA
This is a messenger RNA of Purpureocillium lilacinum, 615 nucleotides long. RefSeq names its product p24 complex component. Gene Ontology annotation, cellular component: endoplasmic reticulum-Golgi intermediate compartment; endoplasmic reticulum; Golgi apparatus. Lineage: Eukaryota; Fungi; Ascomycota; Sordariomycetes; Hypocreales; Ophiocordycipitaceae. Gene Ontology annotation, biological process: Golgi organization; intracellular protein transport; protein retention in ER lumen. The record is from RefSeq and is a predicted model, not a curated record.